Molecule: messenger RNA, 576 nt
Organism: Trematomus bernacchii (emerald rockcod)
Lineage: Eukaryota; Metazoa; Chordata; Actinopteri; Perciformes; Nototheniidae
Gene: lyrm2
Product: LYR motif containing 2
Exons: 3
Coding region: 75-341 (88 amino acids)
Cellular component (GO): mitochondrion
Source: RefSeq, a predicted model, not a curated record
AGUUAUGAAAUGAUAACAUCCGGUUUUCCGGCUGGUGGGCACUGGGCAGAGCUGUGUGUAGGUAGCAAUCAGAGAUGGGAGUCUCAAGGUUACCGUCCGCAGCGCUGACUUUCAAACAGUUUUUACAGAGACAGAAGGUUCUGGGGAUUUACAGAAACAUGUUGAGGACCAUUCGUCAGGUACCAGACAAGACGGACAGGAAGUACCUCAGCGAGUGGGCGAGAGACGAGUUCAAGAGGAACAAGAACGCCACAGAGCAGGAUGCGGUCCGUAUGAUGGUCACUCAGGCUAACAAGCACCUGGAGGAGCUGCAGGGCUCUCUGGCGCUGGCCAAGAGUUAACCUGAGAGCUGGGGGGCUGACUCUGAUCCGGAUCCUUCUCUGAGGGCUCGAGUCAUCGGAAGGGCCGAUGCAGAAUGUACACUUCUUCAGCUGGACAUCUUUAUUUGAAGGAUAUAUUGAUGGAACGGACCAUAGGCAUCUUCUUGCAAAACAGCCUGUGUUGAGGACUCUUGUUCCGUACUAAUAGGAACUCAUUGUAUUGUGUAUUGUGUGUAUUAAAGAGGAACUGAUGAGA